Molecule: messenger RNA, 962 nt
Organism: Rhinolophus ferrumequinum (greater horseshoe bat)
Lineage: Eukaryota; Metazoa; Chordata; Mammalia; Chiroptera; Rhinolophidae
Gene: C1QTNF8
Product: C1q and TNF related 8
Exons: 3
Coding region: 73-843 (256 amino acids)
Molecular function (GO): protein binding
Source: RefSeq, a predicted model, not a curated record
AGGGCCCUUUCACGGGCUGCUGGGGCAGUGACGGUGGAGACGGCUAGACCAGCAGCAGCACCCGACUUUGAAAUGGCUCUGGCACAGAGAGCAGCUCCUGCCCUCCUGCUUUUCCUGGCGCUGCCUGCGGAGGCCUGGCCCAGCCUGGGGCUGCCCCGGCCGCCGUGUGUGCACUGCUGCCGCCCGGCCUGGCCCCCGGCUGCCCCUGGCACAUAUGCCGCUGAGAGUGAUGGAGUGGAGUGGACGCAGGUGCCACACAUUCGGCCCACGAUCGAUAUCUCAAUCCUCAAAGGUGAGAAGGGCGAGGCAGGGGUCAGAGGUCGUUCCGGUAGGAGCGGGAAGGAGGGCCCACCGGGUGCCCGGGGCCUGCGGGGCCGCAAGGGUCAGAAGGGAGAGGUGGGGCCGCCAGGCGCCCCAUGCCAGCGUGCCUAUGCGGGAUUCUCCGUGGGCCGGCGCGAGGGCCUGCACAGCACCAAUGCCUUCCAGGCCGUGCCCUUUGACACAGAGCUGGUGAACCUGGAUGACGCCUUCGACCUGGCCUCUGGCCGCUUCCUCUGCGCUGUGCCCGGCGUGUACUUCCUGAGCCUCACCGUGCACACCUGGAAUUACAAGGAGACCUACCUGCACAUCAUGUGCAAUAGGCAGGCCACAGCCGUGCUGUACGCACAGCCCAGCGAGCGCAGCGUCAUGCAGACCCAGAGCCUGUUGCUGCCGCUGGCCGCUGGCGACACGGUCUGGGUGCGCAUGUUCCAGCGUGAUCGUGACAACGCCAUUUACGGUGAGGGCGGGGAUCUCUACAUCACCUUCAGCGGCCACCUGGUCAAGCCAGCAACCGAGCUCUAGCUGCCACGGAGAAGCCCUCACACGAUAGCCAGCCCGCAAUGGCACUCACUCCCCAGACACCUCCAGCCCGAUCUCGCCCUCACACCCGGUACCAGCUGGGUCUGAGCACUGACUGGUGU